Electrophorus electricus (electric eel) is the source of this 1224-nucleotide messenger RNA. Lineage: Eukaryota; Metazoa; Chordata; Actinopteri; Gymnotiformes; Gymnotidae. The record is from RefSeq and is a predicted model, not a curated record.
GUUCCCAGUGUCUCUGUACUCUCAAAACACUCAGAUGGCAGAACCUGGUGUUGAUGUCACUAUGUGGUGCCAACACAACCUGCAUGGUCACGCUUUCAUAUUCUGGAUCAAACAGACGAGUAACUCUGUACCACAAAGUGUUGCAUGUAAAAAUCGCAACUCAAACAAUUGUUACUUCUUCACUCCAAACAAUCGAACUGUGAUGUCUGUGAAUGACAAGAAUGCCUCUCUCACCAUCACUGCAGUGGAUCCCACAGAUUCAGGACUGUAUUACUGCAGUUUGCUGCUAAAUGAUAAGAUAACCUUUAGCAACACAACAUAUUUACAUGUCAAAGACAGAAAUGAAACACCUGAGAGCAUCAACAUAACUAAAGAAGGUGACUGUGUGGGUUUAUUCACUCUCACUGUGGCGUUUGGUGCAGCGAUAGUGUUUCUCCUCAGUUCCCUUCUUAUCAUCUAUAACAAACAGAAGAACAGAAAAGACAUGAAGGAUGGUAACCUUGACAUUCUACGCACAAAACAGGACCAACAGCAUGACCUGGUGAACUACAUUACCCAUAAAACCCACACAUCAGGGACACAUAGAGAAGAGGUGCAUACCCAUGUUAUAUAUUAUUCUACCAGACUAACAGUAGCUUAGCAUGUUGAUGUAACAUAAUAUUCAUUACUGAAUGGUAAUGUGGACGUUUAUGUGUUGGUUGUGCUUUGGUAAACAACACAAACUAAAAUAGAAUGUCAUGGAGGAGGUAAAGGCGUAUUGCUCUUUAGAAAUUACAAAUAUGUAAUGCCAAAGUAAAAUUUGAAAUUUGUUUAUUGAGCUGUAAAUCCUUGAGGUAGGAUAUUCAUGUGGACAUGUUUGGAUCAUAAUAGUCCUAUAAAAUCAACAUGUAAACUGAAUUAGGUGAGUCUUAAAAUAGGGUCUCUAAAAUAUAACAUUGUUUUCAUAAUGAGAGGCGAGACUGUACGACUAUGUUCGAAAGUUUGGCAACUUUUCAAGUUGAGUAUAUUGUAUUUCGAAUUGAGUAAAUUAACAAUUAACAAAUUAACAAUUAUAACAAGCUUACAGGUUUCAAAACACAAACUCACUGUAGUGUUUGAAGGUUAUGUGCUAUGAGAAAUUAUAUUAGGCUAUUAUUAUAUGUGAGUAAAUGUACUCAAUUUCUAUGAAAUAUGGCAUGUGACAGAAUACAGUCAUUCAUCUGUUAUGCUGACUGUUGACAUUUU